AUGGAAGUUCCAUCUACGGCUUCUAUGGGAACAGAGGAGAUUAAGAAAGAUGUCAAUGCCAGCAAUUGGCAAACAGAUUUGGCCUAUGACCAGUGGAAAGCACUCCCUGUUUCUGGUCCACGACCACCGGCUCGCUAUAAGCAUGCUGCUGUAGUAGUCGAUGAAAAAUUAUACAUUAUUGGUGGGAGUCGUAAUGGUAGGCACCUAUCCGAUGUUCAGGUCUUUGACUUUAGAAAUUUGUUAUGGUCUAAUAUAAAACUGAAACCCAAUUCCGAUAAAUUUGAAGACGGUGGCUUGCAGGAAGUUCUUCCAGCCAUCUCUGCUCAUAAUAUGGUUAAGUGGGGAAACAAAAUUCUUCUUCUUGGUGGAAAUUCGAAGAAAUUGUCUGACAAAAUAAUAGUGUGGGUCAUUGAUCUGGAAACGCACCUCUGUGGCAUCUUGGAGACCUCAGGAAAAAGUUCCGGCAAGUGCAUUUCACAUGGAUGUUAUAUCCAUUUCAACUGUAACACCCGAGUAGCUCGUGGGGGGCAUUCCACAACACUGGUUGGUUCUAGACUGAUAAUGUUCGGUGGAGAAGACAGGAGUAGAAGAUUGUGGAAUGAUGUUAAUAUUCUGGAUCUAGAGACAAUGACCUGGGAUGUGGUGGAAGCAAUGCAGACACCUCCAGCUCCCAGAUUCGAUCACACAGCUGCAGUACACGCAGAACACUACCUUCUAAUUUUUGGUGGUUGUUCUCAUGAUAGUUUCUUCAAUGAUCUUCAUGUACUUGACUUGCAAACAAUGGAGUGGUCCCAACCUCAAGUUCAGGGUGAACUAGUCACUCCUAGGGCUGGUCAUGCUGGUAUAACAAUUGAUGAAAACUGGUAUAUAGUCGGCGGCGGAGAUAACAAAAAUGGUUGCCCAGAAACUCUGGUAUUAAAUAUGUCUAAGCUAGUGUGGUCAGUGCCAACCAGUGUGAAGCACAGGGAUGCACUUGCAAGUGAGGGACUCAGUGUCUGCUCAGUGACUAUUGAUGGAAAGAAGCAUUUGGUUGCCUUUGGUGGCUAUAAUGGGAACUAUAGCAAUGAGGUUUUUGUAAUGAUGCCCAAACUGAGGGACUCAUUACAACCAAAGAUAUUCCAGUCACCAGCAGCAGCUGCAGCAGCAGCUUCUGUCACUGCUGCAUAUGCCUUAACUAAAAUAGACAAAUUAGAUUUCAAGACAGCAGAAUUGAACUCCAAGGGGACUGAAAACCAUCAUUAUGAACAAGAUUUCACAAUUGACCUAGAAACCCUUACAGAGGAGAAAAGCGUGCUGGAAUUGUCGCUUUCAGAAGUCAAGACAGAAAAUUCUAGGCUCGGGCAGGAGAUUGAAGAAGUCAACAAUACUCAUGCUGAGUUGUCCAAGGAACUUCACUCAGUCCAAGGGCAACUAAUAGCUGAGAGAUCAAGAUGCUUUAAAUUGGAGGCUCAAAUCAGUGAACUACAAAAGAAACUGGAAUCAGUGCAGUCCAUUGAGGAUGAAGUACAGGCACUUCGGGGACAAAAAUCUGCAUUGGAACAAGAUAUGGAGCUUGCCUCAUUGCUCAGAGACAAGGUUCUGGCGGGGUUUGGCGGUGGAUUGCUGGGGGUGGCGGCAGCGAUGCAUAAAAGUUGUAAGGGCGGUGCAUGA
This is a messenger RNA of Prunus armeniaca (apricot), 1650 nucleotides long. The record is from the annotation of a GenBank genome assembly. NCBI's taxonomy places the organism in Eukaryota, Viridiplantae, Streptophyta, Magnoliopsida, Rosales, Rosaceae.